This is a messenger RNA of Aspergillus alliaceus, 1429 nucleotides long. Its product is annotated as WW domain binding protein 11. Gene Ontology annotation, biological process: RNA processing. The record is from RefSeq and is a predicted model, not a curated record. The transcript has a single exon. Lineage: Eukaryota; Fungi; Ascomycota; Eurotiomycetes; Eurotiales; Aspergillaceae. The coding region runs from base 379 to 1233 and encodes 284 amino acids.
UGGAUUGGUAGCUCCGCGCCGGGUACAGGUCUAGUCUGCGAGUUUUGUCUGCAUUCUCUUUCAUCCAUGCACCUUGCUGGAUACCGUAUCGGCUGGUGAGCCUCUCAUCCGAUAUCUUCCACUCGUCAACUCAAACAUGGUUCGCUGCCGCAGUUUCUUUUAUUUUCCGGAGCUGUGCCACCUCGAGUCCUUUUUUGUCGCUAAGAAAAUGGAGGGCUAUGAGAGCUUACAUUACAUGGCUGACAAAAGUGGAGCUUCAAUAGUUCGAUGAAAUUAAUGUCCUAUUCACGUACCUGAUUCGGCGCGACGCACUUAGUUCACUUUCCCAUCACAUUUAAAAAGGGAAUAUAUUAAACCAGAGGGAGGAUCUUCACGAAAAUGCCCAAAGAACGCAACUUCAACCCAGUGCAAGCGCAGCGGAAAGCAGACAAACAGAAGAGCUUGAAAAAAGCCAAAUCUGAGGCGCAGGCUCGUCAGAAUGAGAAGCUCGCCCGUCGCAACCCAGAGCGCAUUCAACGACAGAUAAAUGAUCUCAAAGCGGUAGAGGAGUCCGGGCAACAACUACGGCCACGCGAUAAGGAGAUCCUAGAGGCAUUAGAGCGGGAUUUACGUGCGGUACACAAGGCCCGAGAAGCAUUAGGCGAUAAGGCGCCGAAAUUCGAGAAUGCACAGCCGCGGAGGGGCGGCUUUGGCGGCGGUAGGGGUCGCGGCGACGGUGUGUUAGGGAAGAGAAGGAGAGAUGAUCGCGGGCAAUUCGGACAGGAUAGUGAGAGCAGUGAGACGGAUGAAGAAGUUCGUCGGAUUCCUAUGCCCCGGGAUACACCGCCACCAAUUCCUCGCCAAUAUCAGAAGAAGAGAGAGGGAGAUGCAGAUGCAGGUCCUCGUGGGCCGCAUGCGCUACCAGCAAAACCGCCUGUUACAGAAUCCAGAACAGUUUAUGAAGCAAAGCCAGAGAUUAAAAAUCUACGACAAGAGGCGGUUAGGAAGUUCGUCCCGGCAGCUGUUAGGGUUAAACAGGAAGCUAUUCGAGGUCAAGGAAAGUUGCUGGAGCCGGAAGAAAUGGAUAGAUUGGAGAAAGCAGGUUAUAACGCCGGUCCCUCAGAAACCGUGGGUAAAGAUGGUCCGGAUCAACCUGAUGAUGAUAUCCAACAGCGGCUAUUAGAAGAGGAGAAACGUUUCAACCAGGAACUCAGAUCAGUACAGAUCGAGGACGUUGAAGAUGAGGAGGCGUGAUAUGUACGACAGUGUAUAAUGAUAAUAACCAGUUCUUUAUGAAGCGUUCGAGGUUUUGCAGCGCGUGGUCAUGAUUCGGAUAUCUAAGGUACACUAGACAAGACCAGGCCUCACUCGUUGCGUAACAUCUUUUCAAAAGAGAAUUUGAGAUAGGUAUUCCGCUGCUACCGCAGGGCUUCUCAGAAGAAAUAACAAA